CCGGUCGUUAUUGUUAUUUGUUAUUCGGUCUGCGUUUUGGACGAUAUGUCGAUAUUGUACGAAUUUGGAGAAGUGUUUACUGUUUACUGUUUAGGGUUUAGAGUUAGAGUGAGUUGGACACAAUAGACUUUAGACUCACAAGUCACAGUGCUACUGAGCCACCGAGGCUUGUCGAAUCAUAUUAUGGUCAAUCGAUCAAUGUGAAUUUAUAUUACGCUCUUGGAAGUUAUUAAUUAAAAAUUUUAGCUUGUGCAUUAUUAAAUGUCUAUACUUCGAUUUCCCAAUUAAUAAUACGUACUUUCUCGACAACAAACAUAAUAUUGUAAUUGUAAUAACAAUCAUUAUUCAUUAUCAUCUUAUAUUCUUAUGAAUUUUUAACGGUAUUAUCACGCUAUUUGUAAAAUAUACGGAAAUCACACAUUUAUUAUAUGAUUAAUAGUGACAGCUUAAAGUGUAUUGAUUCUGCAACAUUUCCUAAUUAUAUACCAUAAUUUAUACCAAAUUAGUCUUCGAUAAUUUAAUUUCUACGCUUUUUCACCUAUUAUGAUGGAUGAAAUUCGAACUUGGUGGGAGAUACCGAGUAUUGUACAUUUUUGUAAAGUUUUUACCCUCAUCACCAAAGAUAUCAGUCGAAUAGACAUAAAUGAAUUUGAAAAUGCGAUUGAAGAGAAUUCAUAUUUGUUGACUGAUAUGGCUAUCCGGUUUACCAAAAUUUGUGGUUUUUAUGAUCCAAACACAAAUGAAUGGUGGAAUUUUAUGAAAAAAAAAUUUCAGAGUAAAUGCAUUAUUUACAACUUUAAAUAUCCACUAGAUUCAGCAACAUAUUUUGAUGAUUUAACACGAAAACAAAAAGUUGAAGCUCUGUACAUUUUUUGUAAUUUUAUUCUUGAUGUUAAGCAUAUUCAAAAUAAAAUCUCCAAUAAUCCUAAAAUGUGGCACAUGUUAAAUGUAAAACCAUUAGGUUAUGAUUUAAAUAAAUCAGUAUAUUGGUAUUUUGGUAGUAAUAAAUUAUAUAGAGAAGACUUUGAGAACUUGCUUGAUCUAUCUACUAACAGUGCCAACUUACCUGUAGAUCUUAAUAUCCACGRAAAAAUUCCUUAUAAAUCUUAUCCGUCGGGAGUGUUUGGCUCAGGAAAAUGGAAUACAAUAUGUAAUAAUAUCGACAAUUGGUAUUCAUUAGCUGAUAUUACUGAAUACAGUAAAGAUAUAAAUAUUAGAUAUCUACAUAAAGCAGUAUCUAAUAUUAUAAUAAAUCUYCCUAUAGUAAAGAAGAAAAAAUCUCAUUAUGUAUACAUAAAGCCUAAUAAGCCUAUAAGAAGUAUUUAUGCAAGAACUCUUCGAUCCACAGCUGUUAUGGAYGCUGAAAACAAGUUAAUUAAAAAUACAAAUAUUAUUCAGCAAAAACAAUACUCACAAAAUUGUAUGGAAAACCAAACCAAACAUAGAAAUGAUUCAACAGUUUCUCAAAUAAAUGAAACGUCUAAUCUAAACAUACAUGGCCAAAACCUAAGUAUUCCAUACUCUACAAAUGUAUUUAACAAUGAUAUUCAAUUAGAAAAACUAAACAAUAAAACAGCAUUUAAAUUACAGUUAAGAAGUGGAAAUGAAAAAGUGCUAAGUAAAUAUGUAAAAAAUAAUACAAAAUAUGAUAGCAUGCUCCGUGUAAAUACUAAAGACUAUGAUCAAGAGAAUAAUCAUUUGAAUAACUUAAAACGUAAAUUACGAUCCUCAACAAAUGUAACUAAAACACCGCCAUUCAAAAAUUUAAAUUAUUACUCCUCUUAAAUAUAGUUCUAAGCUUAUUAAAUUAAUAUAGUGAGAUAGAAAAUGCUUAAUUUUAUGUGUUAUAUUUAUUA
Molecule: messenger RNA, 1856 nt
Organism: Diuraphis noxia (Russian wheat aphid)
Lineage: Eukaryota; Metazoa; Arthropoda; Insecta; Hemiptera; Aphididae
Biological process (GO): regulation of DNA-templated transcription
Cellular component (GO): RSF complex
Source: RefSeq, a predicted model, not a curated record